AUGUCGUGGGCUCCAGAAGUCAAGUCUGAGUCUGUGUCAGAUUUCAGACUCAGCACUGAGCGAUUUGCUGAAGACAAUGUUCUUAAGCACUCUUUCAACAAAGAAACUUGUCUGGCAGGCAAAGACUGGUUAUAUAGCUACUUGAAACGCAACACAAACCUGAAGUUACGCCAGCCUGAAAACACAAGUCUUAACAGAAUUUCAGCGUUCAAUGAGCAAGAGGUUAAGAUUUUUUUUGAUAACUUGAAAGCAGUGAUACAUAAAUUUGAAAUAGACCCCCACCGUACGUACAAUCAGGACGAAACCGGUAUAACAACCGUCCAAAAGAAGUGCCCAAAAGUGUUGGCACUAAAGGGUGCUAAAAGAGUAGGUGGGGCUACUUCAGGGGAAAGGGGAAGAACAAUCACAGCAGUUUUUUGUGUAAGUGCUGGUGGCCACUACAUCCCACCAAUGCUGAUAUAUCCACGCAAAAGAAUGACCCCCAACCUUCAAGUGAAUGGACCACAUGGUGCACUUUACUGCCUCUCUAACAACGGCUGGACAAACUCGGAGCUGUUUUUGGAGUGGCUAGCUCACUUUAAAAAACACUCACACCCUACACCCGAGGAUCCUGUUCUUCUAAUCCUGGACAAUCACAACAGUCAUAUAUCCAUACCGGCCUACAAGUUUUGCAAAGACAGCAACAUUCAUAUGAUAUCUUUGCCCCCUCACACGUCCCAUCGGCUUCAGCCACUGGACCUGACUUUUUUCGGUCCAUUGAAAAACGCCUUGUAUAGAGAAUAUGAUCUUCAUCUAAUGCGAUCCGGUCAUGAGAAGAUAACCGAGUAUUGA
Homalodisca vitripennis (glassy-winged sharpshooter) is the source of this 831-nucleotide messenger RNA. RefSeq names its product MFS-type transporter clz9-like. Gene Ontology annotation, cellular component: nucleus. Gene Ontology annotation, molecular function: DNA binding. The record is from RefSeq and is a predicted model, not a curated record. The transcript has 2 exons. Lineage: Eukaryota; Metazoa; Arthropoda; Insecta; Hemiptera; Cicadellidae. The coding region runs from base 1 to 831 and encodes 276 amino acids.